This is a messenger RNA of Closterium sp. NIES-67, 9212 nucleotides long. Lineage: Eukaryota; Viridiplantae; Streptophyta; Zygnematophyceae; Desmidiales; Closteriaceae. The record is from the annotation of a GenBank genome assembly.
CCUCCCUUCCCUGAAUCCCCGUUCCCUCACCUGUAAUGGCUGAUGGAAACUGGUCAGAAGAGGUUUUUUAGAUCGUGCUUGCGUGAGCCCGUCAUAGGAUAGUCAGCCCUUCUGGUCACCAUUGUAGCUCCGAUGGUUCAGCGUUCCCCAGUGUGCUAAUUAUCCGCAUUAGAUUUGCCGGAUGGGGUUUCGGGAGCUUUUCUGAUUCGCUCGUUUCGUGGCCGACUCUACACCAUUCUUUCGCCAGUCUUCGCUACAUACAUUUUCGUUUCGCUUAGGCGACGGAAAUGAGCCGAAUGGUGAUUUAUUGAUCCACAUGCUUUGGUUCCGCCCGCGAAUCAACAUUUCUAACCGUCUUGAACCGACUCAAGCACUCUCCGCUAUGACUCCGCGUGUCUUGUGCUAGUGCGAAAGCACCUGAGGCCAAGGAGAUUCAAUCUUCCGGAGUGCCACGUCAGCAUGGGCCAAUCGCAGUCGUUGUCGCUGGUGGAGGCGGCGGAGCUGGUUCGCCAGCAGCUCUCUGCUGACGUGUUCGUCUCCCAUUUGCUGGCCGUCGAGCCGCACUCCUGGCGCCGCCCGGCCUUGCCGCACAGCGGACUGAUAGUGUGCGAGGUGGAGGUGGAUGAGAAUGGAGUGCCCGUGACCUCGUCCAAAGACUACGUCCCCACUGAAAGACCUGGCCGCUCCCAGCAGUUUCUGCUCCAGCCAAUCAGAUGCCAGAACGGGGGCAGCUGCCGCUUCUGCCACUCCCAGGGCUUCUCUGCAGCAGCAGGGACGCUGGGUUCUCUCCCUCUCUCCUCCUCCCUUCCCCCGCUACAGUCCUCUUCCUUGCCUGCGUCUUCCGAACCUGACACUGCCAAACCUGCCGCCACACCUGCCGCCUCCGAACCUACCACACCCGAGUCUACCGCCUUCGAACCUGCCGCCUCCAAACCUGCCGCCUCCAAACCUGCCGCCUCCAAACCUGCCGCCUCCAGGCCUACCGCCUCUGAACCUGCCUCCUUGCUUGCAAAUACCACCACCAGGGAUGGUGCUGGAAAGGUUGGUUCGAGUGAGGAACAGAAAGAGGAUCACUCUCCCUCUGCCAUAGGUCCCUCUCACUCUCCCUCGCCCAUAGACCCCGAUUCCCUCCCCCUCCUCCCCCUCCCGGAAUACGUCUGCAGUCUGGGCUCGGACCCUGCUGUUCACUUCGACCAUACUGCCCUCCCUCCUGCUCUCCCUCCUUCUCUCCCUCCUGCCCUGCCUGAGCCCACUCCUUCCUCUACAGUCACACCGGCUACAGUAACCUCGGGUAUAGUCACACCUGGUAUAGCAGCACCAGGUACAGUCACGAUAGGCAGCUUGGGCAUACCUGCUACAGUCACCUCUGGUAACCACCACCAGCAGCAGCAGCAGCAGCAGUGGACGAGCCUGGCAGGAGCGGCCAAUCGGUGCUUUGCAGUGCGAGCCAAUAAGACGGCGCCACGUCUGCAGUAUUGCCGAUGCAGCAUCAGCAGCUCUUGUAGUGGGGGUGGGGGGUGCAGUGGGGGAGGUAGGGUUGGCGUACCUAACCAGUUUCCAGACCAGUUUCCGAACCACUUCCCGAACCAAGGCAGAAGACCCGAUGCUUGCUGCGACGUGGAGUGGGCCGUGGCUGUAGCUGCCAGGCUGGCACCCAAUCUAACGUGGACUCAUGCCUCUGCCAGGUCACUAUCUGCAGUCGUGGCAUCCCUAUCUGUUCGGGAGGGGCUUGUAGCGGGUACCAGUGAUGUGACUGUAUCGAAGGGCAGGGCGCCUAUUGUAGAUGUGCUUAUAUCAAAGGAGAGGGAGCCUAUAGCGGAAGAAAGAGGGCCUCUGUUUAAUCACAGUGACUCUGAUGGGGGGAGCUUUUCCUUUGGUACUCAGCGGGAAGGGGGAGGGGAAGUGAAGGAAGGAGGAGACAGGGAAGGAGAUGAGAGGGUGGGAGAUGGGAGGGAAGGAGAAGAGAAGAUGGGAGAAGGGAGGGGAGAAGAAGGGAGACGAGGAGUCCCUGAAGAUUCACCUGGGAAUUCACCUGAAGGUUCACCUGGGAAUUCACCUGACGAUUCACCUGAGAAGUCGCCUGAGGAUUUACCUGAAGAGACACCGCCUGAAGUUAAGAGCACAGGGGUGUUUGAGGCUUUGGAAUUCGGGGAGGUGGUUGGGGAGGCGAGGAGGGGUAGAGAGGAGGACGGGGAGGUGAGAAAGGGUGGAGAGGUGCAAAGAGUUGGGAGCAUGGAGGCGGUAGGUGGAGCGGGGGAGGAGGCGAGUGAGAGAGAGAAGGUGAGUGAGAACGAGAAGGUAAGAGAAGGAGAGAAGACGAAUGAGGGAGAGAAGGUGCAGAAGAGCUCUGCCUCGAAGCCGCCUCUUGCCCCAACUGCCUCCACACGAGCAGCAGUAACAGCAGAAGCAGCAGCAGCAGGCGUAGCAGGCGCUGCAGCAGCAGCAGCAGCAGCAGAAGGUGCCAGUGACUUGGCGCCCAAAGCCCCCUCUCUUCGAAUCUGGGUGCCUGAAGAUGAGCAGCAGCAGCAGGAGCAGCAGCAGCAGCCAGAAAACCAGCAGUUAGAGCAGCAGCAGCAGCAGCAGCAUGAGAAGGAAUCUGACCUACUGCCCUUCCUCUCACCCUCCUCCUCCUCUACCCUUCCCGCCUCCUACUUCCCCUCCUCCACCUCAUCCGCCUCCCCCCUCCAACUCACUUUGGACAACAUCUUUUGUCCUGUAGCGGCAUUGAAAUCUACCGCCCAAUCCUCCAGCCAAUCAGGGACCACCCUCUUCUUCCUGUACCCCGCCGUCCCCUUCACGCUGGCUGGCGUGCUUCGGCACAGCCCCGAGGCGCUACGAGACGAGUUUGCCGCCCGGCUGGUCGCGUUUGGAUUCUUGCAAGGGGUGGCGGCGGCCCACGCCCUCGGGAUCUCCUGCGGGGCGGCAGUGCCGCCCAAUAUCGCACUCUCGGCGAAUCUAUGGCCGAGAUUGAUCCUGGGGGGAGAUUUCUGGGGGGGGUUGGAGGGGGAGAGGAAAGGAGGAGGGGGGGAGGAGGUGGAGGUGGGGAGGAGAGGGGAGGGAAGAGCAGAGGCGGGGGAGAGAGUUGAGACAAAAGGGGGAGAAGCAGCAAAAGACGAGGACACCUGCUCUUUUACAGGGAGAGAGAAACAGCACACACACAGGGAGCCCCCUCUUGUACCUGUAUCUUUUACCCCACAGCGGGCACUUGCCGCUGCUCUCCCGUUCGGGGAACUCCUGGGGAAGUGGAUGGCUUGGGAGAUAUCCAACCUGGACUACCUUCUGGAGCUGAACCGGAUAGCAGGGAGAAGGAGCGGCGACAGGGACUUUCACGCGGUGAUCCCGUGGGUUAUCGACUUCACAGUCGCUCCCUUCGAGGCCCCUGCUUCUCUGUCUUCUUCCUCUUCUGCUUCUGACAAGGCUGCUUUUGAUAUGGAUAUGUUGAUUGAAAAGGCAAGCACAGGCGAUUCUCCUGCUGCUGCUGGUUCACUGGCUGCGGCUGCUGCUGCCGGUGCUGCUGCAACCACCAUUCCCCCCCCCAAGGGCUGGCGCAACCUGCGCUUAACUAAGUGGCGGGCGGUAAAAGGCGACGAGCAGCUCGAUUUCACCUACUCCUCCUCCGAACUGCCGCACCACGUGGCCGAGGAAUGUGUCUCUGACGUCGCAGUCUGCAUGUACGCCGCCCGGAAACUCCCUCUCUGGAUACUUAGACGGAUUGUGCGCACGGUUUUUGAGCCCAAGGAGUAUCCGAGCACCAUGGGGAGGAUGUACAGGUGGACUCCCGAUGAGACCCUGCCUGAAUUUUUCUUCGAACUUGCCCUGUUCCGGUCACAACAUGCCAGGCUGCCCGACCUGGCGCCGCCUGAUUGGGUGGAUGGGUUUGCGGGCAGUGCUGGGGUAGUGGGGGAGAAGGGAGACAGAGAAGGAGUGAGAGGAGGAGUGAGAGAAGGAGAGAGAGAAAGAGAAAGAGGAGGAGAGAGGGAAGGAGAAAGAGGAGGAGAGAAAGCAGGAGAAAGGGGAAUGAAUGUGGAAGGAGGACCUUGUGGGUUUUCUGAGCCUUCUGGAAUGAAAGCAGAAGCCGACCCUGCAAUUGUGAUGGACGGCGACGAUCUGAUCCUGCGAAUCAAGUCCGAUCGCGUGCACCGCUUCCUCGCGCUCCACCGGGCGGCACUGGAGGGCGAUUUUGUCUCUUCUGAGCUUCACCAUUGGAUUGACCUCACCUUUGGCUUCUGCCUUGCUGGCGACGCAGCAUUGGCUGCCAAGAACGUGGUUCCCCCGCCGGCCAAUGAGGAGGCGCCACGUGGCCAUGGGAGGUGCCAGCUGUUCGUGCAUCCACAUCCCCAGAGGGGCCCCAGGCCGCCUGGGUUGAUGGGAGGGGGAGGUGGAUGGGGUGAGGGAGCGGCAGGAGGGAAGGGGCCAAUAGUACGUGGUGGGGGUGACUUGCAGCACCCUGCCACUGCUGCUGCUGCUGCUGCUGCCCCUGCCGUUGCCCCUGCUCCUGCCCCUCCUGCAAUCAGCCUCACUUCCACGCCCUCUGUCGCUCUCCCUCCUCCAUCUCCCCUCCCCACGCCAUCCUCCCCCCGCCCCUUAUCCUCCCCCCGCUCCCCCUCCCCCUCCCCCUCCCCCUCCCCCUCAUCCCGCCCCCCCCUCUCAAUGUCUCGCACCCUCCAGCAAGUGGAAGAUUUCUCACGAUUCCUCGAAUCCACGCGCCACCUGUCGCCCAUCUAUUGGCCACCUCCGGAGAUCCUCGCCCCUCCUCCUCUCUCCCCAAGAGGAGAUGGUACCAAUGGUGGCGUGACAAGCGGGAAUGGGAGUGAUGAUGCCAAUGGUGGUGGUGGUGUGAGUGCUAACGGUUCUCCUGUCAGUGCUACUGUGGUCGACAGACCUGGUUCAAAGGAGGAGAAGAAGGACGAAUUGAGGGAAGGGGGAAAAGAUAGGCGGUGUGUAUCCUCCCCAUGCACCUGUUGGCCAGAAGAUAUUUUCGUCGCCGGCUGCGUGAUCGCCGAGAUCUUUCUCCGCCGCCCGCUUUUCGACCCCGACUCAGCGCACGUCUUCGCCACGGUCGGCAGUCUGCCGCCCGCUUUCUACGACCUCCCAAGCUCCAUCCAACCAGUAAUCCGAGGCUUGGUAGAUCGCAACCCUACUCGCCGCCCAACAGCCGCUACAGUCCUCGCGUCGUCUUUUUUCAGUCCAGCGGUCCGGUCGGCCCAUGCCUUCCUAGCCUCGCUGCAUUCGCUCCCCUUCCCGAGCCAGCGGCUCGCGUUCGCCGCGUCCCAAGCCAAGCACGGAGGCUUGGGGACGAAGCUGCGGACGCACGCGAUUGGCCGGAGCAGCAGCAGCGGGAGAAACAGCCAGGAGCGGAUGGAGGGGUUGAAAGACCAGGAAGGGGGGGAUGGGAGGGUGAUUCGAGAGGAAGAGGUAGCCCUCUGGGUGUGUGCAUGCGAGGUGGUAACCCUACUGCAGCAACCAGCCUUAGACCUAUCAGAUCCUGGCGUCCAAGCCCACAUUACAGGGGUUCUCAAUGGCUUGUUACACCCCAGCAAAGGUCUGGGAAGGCGGGCAAUAGUGGCUCUCCUGGUGCCUCUCUCAGUGAGAGCUAUUGAGGCCAACGAACCCAAGGGGUUGAAUGAGAUAGUAUUUCAAGAGAAGGUGUGGGGCAAGCUUACCACGUCCAUAGGGUUACCAGAGUAUAUAGAGCGGUUACAUCCAUCUCUCCUCCGCUCCUCGCUCUUCUCCCUCCCAACCACCACCCCUUCUGCUGCUUCUUCCUCCUCUUCCAUCUCCUCCUCCUCCUCCUUCCCCUCCUCCGCCACCUCUUCAUCCUCCUCCUUUCCCCCACCUCUCCUCGACCGAUCCAAAUCUGCCGCGUACGCUCGGUCCGGACCUGCGUCAGCGGCUCGGUCCAAGCCUGCUCUGCUGUUCCGGUCCGGAUCCGCGAUCGUACGGUCAGGAUCGGCCGGAGCGCUCCACAGCACUCCCUGUGCUGCUGCAUCUACGGCUCUGGUGGAGUCAGUGGCACUGCUGCCUCUCCCUAUCACCAUCAGCCAGACCAUCGCUCCACUCAUCGCUCACAUCACCAGGGGACCGCUGCAGCACGCCUCGCACAUCCACGACCUUUUCAUUGACAUAGCCUCAAAACUUGGAGAGAGGGCAGCAAAGCGGCACUUGGUGCCGCGGCUGCAGGCAGCGUUAGCCCAUAUGAAGAUGAGUGAGGAGCAGAGGCAGCAGGGGGGCGGGGGAGGCGGGAGAAGGAGGCGACUGCUGGACGUGGGAGGGGACGAGGAGAGGAGGGAGCUCCUGGCGGGGAUUCUCACGGGCGUGUAUGAUUUAUUCGCUAUGGCCGAGGAUCACGAGGCGGGAGCAGCACACGACCUUGCUACUGCCAGCACCACCACCAGCGACACCACCGAAACAGAAUUUGCUGCUUCUGCUGCUGCUGCUUCUGCUUCUACUGCUGCGGAGCCAUCAGCAGAACCAGCAGCAGCAGAAGCAGCAGCAGCAGCAACAGCAACCAUGCCAGGGCUGCCAGCUACUGCUCUUGACACGAUUCCCUCUGCUGUUGACCCUCCUUGCACUGGUGCCAAAGCUGCUACAACAUCCCCAUCAGACCCCACUGCUGCUACAGCUGCUACAACCGCUGCAGAUGCUACAGCCGCUGCAGGUGCUACUGAUGCUGCUACUACUGAUGCUGCUGCAGCUGAAGCUGCCACUGCUGCUGCUGCUGCUACAGCCGCACCAGCUACAUCCUCCGAAUCCCCCAAGCUCGCUUCUACGGGGGGGAACUUAUCUAAGCGCCUGGGCAUGGUAGCAGCGGCUCUCACCCCCUCCUCCCUGCUCUUAGACGGGUUCGGAUGGUCCCUUCCCAUGCCCACACUUAAUAAGUCACCCUCUCACUCCCGCACUGUCAGCGCCAGCUCAUCAGCGGAAGAUUCCCGGGUGCUUCUUUCAGGCGGCUCUGGCGGCACCGCUGCUGCUGCCAAUCUCCCUGCCGCCGCCACUGCGAGCAACAGCCAAUCCCGGCUUUCCACGUCAGCCGAAUUGCUGCCCGAGGUUCACCCGGGCAGCCCGGAGGGAACUUCAUCCCUGCCCGAACCGCCGGAGCCGUGGUUUUGGCUCCCCGAGAAACGUCUUGAUGCCCCUCCUGAUGAGGAGGGGUGGGAUGUGGGGAGGAGGCUCGGAGGAGGAGGGGGCGGACCGGGGGGGAGUACUCCCAGCUUAUCUAGUAUGAGCGCUGUUUCGUCUCUUUCCGGGGGAGGUUCCAACUCGUGGAUGGCUCGCGACCGGGAGGAGUCCCAGCCCGGGUGGCAUCUGAAUUUGUCUGUACUCCGGUCUUGGCCGGCGCAUAACGGACCUGUUACGGGGUUAGCAGUUUUGGAGAAUGAGGAGGCUUUUGUGACUAUAGGGAGGGGAGGGUUACUGCCAGAAGGGAGUGAGGGGGGGGGAGGGGGAGGGGGCAGAGAAGGGAGAGCAGGGGGGGGAGGACGGGCUGGGAAAGGCCGAGGGGGAGGAGGAGGGGGAGAGAGGGUUCGGGUGUGGGAUGUGGGGUCUGGGGAAUGCACCUUAGAAUACUCAGGCCACUCCGAGGUGCCUCUAGCAGUGUGUGCGUUACAAGGCACCUCGUUAGUAGCAACAUGCGAUGAGGUGAUCCACAUUUGGGACUCAUCCACAGGCGAGCUCCUCUCCCUCUUCGAAGAACCCCCCUCCUCCCUCGCCUCGCAUCUCCAGCAGCAGCAGCAGCGGGAGCAGCAGCACCACACGCACCACUCAGCCUCCACCCCCACCCUCUCUGCUGCUGCCGCCGCGGCAGCUGCCGCAGCAGGAGCGGCAGGGAACCCGCUGGCUUAUUUCUCAUCCUCCCCUCGCCUCGCCAUGCCGAUUGGUCAACUGCCCGAUCAAUCCCAGUCUUUCGACCCCUCUGCUUCUUCCUCUAUCUUCUCCUCCUUUGCAGCAGCAACAGCAGGGGUAGCAAGCGCAAUCCCCGCAUCCCCUCGCAUGUCCUCCUCUCUCUUCUCCUACCAUCCCUUCUCCUCCCUCUCCUCCCUCUCCUCUACCCCAAGAUCCCACCCCUCCCCGCACUCACUAUCCGCCUCGGCUCUCCCGGACCUCGGCGGGCCAGGCUCGGGAGACGGCUCAGGGGGAGGCUCGGGAAAGCCUGGAACACCAAGGCAUGGGAGGGGGCGCAGUUUCAGUAGUCCUAUGACGUCUUGCCGAUACACCUCGCUGCUCUUCCUGGGGCCAGCAGGGGGGAACAGGCUCGUUGCGGGCACGUCAACUGGGUGCAUACGACUCGUGGACAUGUGUGCGGGCCGCCUUCUAUCCCUCUGGCAGUGCGGUCUAUCUGAACCCUUCUGCACGCCUGUCACCGCCCUUGCCUCUGCUGCCACUACCACCUCCACCUCCUCCUCCUCCUCCUCUGUACAAUCCCGCCGCUCCUCCCCCUCUCAUCCCUCCUCCUCUUCCUCCUCCUCCCGCUCCCCCGUUUCUACCAAGUGUGUUUCUGUGGGGUACCACUCGGGACACCUGGCGUUCCUUGAUUGGACAACAGGGAUGGUGGUGGCGCGGGUGAAAGCACACUCGGGGAGAGUCACAGGGCUCGUGCCAUGUGGCGAGUAUCAACUGCUGUCAUCAUCCACAGACUCCACAAUAGCCCUGUGGGAUAUCAGAAGAGCUGCUGACGUGGCAGCAGUGGAGAGGGUGGUAGCCCACACGCAAGGCAUCACUGCGAUGGUAGCUCUCACCCCCACCAUGCUCACCCCCACCUCGGGGGGAGGUACAUCUGGGGCAGGCGGAGGAGGCCUGGGCGGCAUGGGCGGCGUUGGAGCGGAUCUUAUGCCACCCAGCAUGACCCUGGGCCGUGUGGUGAUGACAGCAGCAGGGAGUCAUAUCGGUGUGACGAAUGUCUCAGGAUUGUCGCAGGCUGCGAAUGCUCGGACCCGUGUCAAGUUCUCGAGUCAUGAGCUUGUCGUUCGCUGGCCGCCUCCCCCCUCUGACACCAAUCUACCAUACCAUGCACAACAAGUGAUUGACAACAUUCAAUCCUCUAGGUCGACUCCCAUAUUUUCGUUGGAUGUGCUUCCCUUCUCCCGCCUCUUCCUUGCCGGAGGCGAGGAUGGCAUAGUUCGUUUAUGCAACUAGCUCCACAAGGAAUAUUGACUACAAUUAAUGGAAGCACAAUAAGGCUCUUCCAUGAACUCUAAUGAAUAAAUCUAGUGCUA